AAGGUUUAUGCAGUUCCCCUGUUCCUUCAGAUAUUUGCUUCAAAAGAGUCAAAGGAGUGGUCAGAGCAGGGCUCUCCAGGAGGCUCCACAGUGCAGCUCCGCAAAAUCAGCCCCGUGCAGCACUUCCACAGGCCGGACAGUGGCACCAACAUCUAUAAGAAACCACCAAUUUACAAACAUGACGGACAGAUGGGAACGUCUCAUAAUAAACAUGAUGUGAUCAUUGAGUCCUCCAAGUUCCCAGCAGCCCAGCCGCCUGAUCCCAACCAACCUUCGAAGAUAGAGACAGAGUACUGGCCCUGUCCACCCUCUCUAGCCACUAUGGAGAUUGAGUGGAAGAAGAAGGCAGCCGAGCAGGGAAAGCCAACCGAGGACGAUGAGUUUGAGGACCUGACAGAAGAUGCAAAGAGACUCCAAGAACAGGAACUUCAGAAGAUACAGUCCAACUUGGGCAAAUUGAUCCUGAAGGAGGAAAUUGAGAAAUCAGUGCUCAUCCGCAGAAAAACACGUUCCCUGCCAGAUGGGACAAACAUACAUUUGGGAUCAUCAGCCAGUGCUACUAAAUCAGCCUCUUUACCUCCCUGCAGUCGAACAGGCCUCACCAGGCUGCGGUCUGCAGACUUCACCUCCACAGACAAUGGAAAAGCAAAAACAGGUGUACAGAAUGGCGAUUCACAGAGUGGGAGAAUGGACAGAGGAAGCUCUCUUCCUAGUAUUCUGGAACAGAAGAUAUAUCCAUAUGAAAUGCUGAUUGUAACCCACAGAGGGCGCAGUAAGCUUCCUCCAGGUGUUGACAGGACCAGAUUAGAGCGGCAUCUGUCUCCAGAGGAAUUCCAGAGCUUAUUCGGAAUGUCCAUCACAGAAUUUGAUCGUCUGUCACUAUGGAAACGGAACGACCUGAAGAAGAAAGUGUCCCUUUUCUAACAUUUGGACAUUUGGACUUGGACACUGAACCCCUCGCCCUCCAGAGACGCCAGUAAUAUCCACUCUAAUCUAAUACGGAUGCUAUGCAGACAUUUGAAGAUAAGCAAGGAAGAUGACACCACAUCACCAGAUGUUAUUUCACUCACAUAUACAGCAGUCUCUGUACGUCUCUGGUGUAUAUAAUAAAGACAGAAUGAAGACUCGCGCAUCCCUACAGUCGCUCCAUAUCUCAAAAAUCUGAUUAUUAGUGAUGGAAUAUCAAUUUCAUAAACUGCUCCAGCCGUUUCUUUACGCCUUACAUCGAUUUCAAAUUCUUAAAAUUGCCCAGAGAUGUUUAUAAUAAUA
Messenger RNA from Sinocyclocheilus rhinocerous, 1269 nucleotides. Its product is annotated as dematin-like. Lineage: Eukaryota; Metazoa; Chordata; Actinopteri; Cypriniformes; Cyprinidae. Gene Ontology annotation, biological process: actin filament bundle assembly; cytoskeleton organization; lamellipodium assembly. The record is from RefSeq and is a predicted model, not a curated record. Gene Ontology annotation, molecular function: actin filament binding. The transcript is spliced from 11 exons. Gene Ontology annotation, cellular component: plasma membrane; actin cytoskeleton. The annotation marks the transcript as partial.